AUGGGCGAGUCGUCAUAUCCCUAUACCUACGAUUUUGACAUUGCUUUAAUAAAAAUAGACGGAAACGCUACUUUGAGUGACAGAACAAGAAAAAUAUGUCUGCCGCCAUCUAGUCAUAUUUUUCACGAAGGUCAGAGCUGCUGGAUAACUGGAUGGGGAACUACAUCUGUACGCGGUAGGAGAUCUGAAACACUGCAGGAAGCCCGGGUAGAAUUGAUGACAAACGACCAAUGUAACAGACCAAGAUGGUAUGCAGGAAAAAUAACUCCACGAAUGAUUUGUGCCGGAGAUUCAAAUGGAAGUGUAGACUCAUGUCAGGGCGAUAGUGGCGGUCCGUUAGUUUGCCAAGAGAGAGGUGGGAAAUGGUUUGUUGCUGGAAUAGUAAGCUGGGGAAAUGGUUGUGGAGUUGCAUACAAACCAGGAGUAUAUACAAGAAUGACAGAGAUGAUACACUGGGUUGAAGAUAUAAUGGAAAAAGAAGAUGGUGAUGGUUAAGUCCAUUUCUAUUACAAGCAAAUCAAUUUCUAACCGGAUAUUUAUGGAACCAUGGAUUUCAGCGAACUGUUGAAUAUGAAACCGGAAUGGUUUUUCGCAUUCAACAGAACAAGAUAGACAUAUAUCUGACAAAUUCCAAUCCUGAUCUGAAAUUUAUCUCGUAUCACCGAGCGUUUCACACGCGAAAGUUGGUUGUGAUUGUUGAAUUCAAAAACAUAUUUAUAACAUUUUAAUUGAUGAGUAACUCUACCCGGAUGAUUUUAUGUAAUCUGGCAAU
Messenger RNA from Styela clava, 772 nucleotides. NCBI's taxonomy places the organism in Eukaryota, Metazoa, Chordata, Ascidiacea, Stolidobranchia, Styelidae. The record is from RefSeq and is a predicted model, not a curated record.